AUGUGGCACAUCCCUGCGCUGAUAUGGGAAUCAACAAAGAAGGAGUUGGGAGCAGUAAAGGCGGGAUCUGGAGUCCAGGGGGAGUGCAAUGCAGUUAGUGCUGCAGGAGUGACGGUUUCUGCAAGGUCGGGGGAGACUGAUUGGGAAACCGCACACAGGCGUCUAGGGCAUGUGGCUAUGCCAUUGCUGCAGCAACUGCAUAAGGAAGAAGCAGUAAAGGGGCUGAAGCUUUCUGGGCAACCAAAUGAUACCAAGUGCGAGACGUGUCUGCUGAGCAAGUUCACACGGUUCCCCUUUCACGGCGUAGCUGGGAAAAGCAAGGCAGCACUGGAACUGGUGCACAUGGACCUGGUAGGACCUUUUCCAGUUCAAGGAAGAAAGGGGGAAAGAUACUUCCUAACAAUAGUUGAUGACUGGAAGAGCAAGGGGUGGCUACUCUGGGAGCCCUCAAAGAAUGUGCUGUUUGACAGUCGGGAUGUCAAAUUUGUGGAGAACAUCAUGUAUGGCAAGUGGGAGAAGCAGCCAGAGGCAAGGAGUCUGAUGACGAAGAGCCUGCAUACUGCUUUUACGCACCAAUACAACCUCCGAGCAUGGAUCAUGCGCUAGCCAGGCCUCAACGGGGGAAGUGGCUUGUUUCAAGAGAUGCAGAGUACAACAGCCAGAUGGAGAAUCACACAUGGGACCUGGUGUACUUGCCAAAUGGGAAGAAGGCAAUACAGUGCAAGUGGCUGGCAAAAAUCAAGACGGAUGAGAAAGGAGAGCCAUCAGUUUACAAGAGCAGGCUGGUGGCAAAGGGGUUUCAACAGAAAGAGAAGGAAGAUUACAAAGAAGUGUUUGCCCCAACUGCUAAGAAGAACAGACAGUGGUCACACCUUUGCCUUCCGAGUUCAAACUCAUAAAGGCAGCUGAAGGAGAAGGAGUUGAGUGUGAAGACCAGAGGCAAUUCCAAUCCAUGGUCGGGAGCCUACUCUAC
Molecule: messenger RNA, 973 nt
Organism: Closterium sp. NIES-67
Lineage: Eukaryota; Viridiplantae; Streptophyta; Zygnematophyceae; Desmidiales; Closteriaceae
Source: the annotation of a GenBank genome assembly